Amaranthus tricolor (Joseph's coat) is the source of this 1461-nucleotide messenger RNA. Its product is annotated as WD-40 repeat-containing protein MSI2-like. The record is from RefSeq and is a predicted model, not a curated record. Gene Ontology annotation, cellular component: nucleus. Gene Ontology annotation, molecular function: histone binding. Bases 119 to 1303 code for a protein of 394 amino acids. The transcript has 6 exons. Gene Ontology annotation, biological process: regulation of gene expression. Lineage: Eukaryota; Viridiplantae; Streptophyta; Magnoliopsida; Caryophyllales; Amaranthaceae.
UAAAAAUGCGAGUCUUUUUGGCGGGAAAACCCUAUUUUUCUCUCCUUAAACCCAAACUGCUUUAACAAGCCCUUACUUCCAUUUCUGGCGGGUAAAUCCACACAAGAUACAGAGAAAAAUGGGGGAAGAAGAAGAAAUGGCAAUGGCAGAAGAACAAUUAGAUGAGGAAUUUACAAUAUGGAAGAAAAACACACCUAUUCUUUACGAUCUUGUCAUUUGUAAUACCCUUGAAUGGCCAUCCCUCACCGUACAAUGGCUUUCUUCAACACCUCAAAGCAACUCAGAUUCAUCUCUCAACGUUCAUCAACUCAUCCUUGGAACCCACACUUCUGAUGAAGCUCCCAACCAUCUCAUGGUCGCCGAUGUUCACUUACCUAACAACAGUAACACCCCUUGCUCUUCUCUUCCCAAGGUGGAGAUUGUGAAGAAGUUUUGUGUUGAUGGUGAGGUGAACCGAGCUCGAGGUAUGGUACAAAACCCGAAUCUUGUCGCGGCAAAAACGAGCGGUGUGGAGGUGUAUGUUUUUGAUGUUUCAAAAGAGACAAGCUUGGAUGAAUGUAGUCCUGAUUUGACAUUAAAGGGUCAUGAGAAGGAAGGUUAUGGGCUUUCUUGGAACCAAUUGAAGGAGGGUUAUUUGUUAAGUGGCUCUUAUGAUUGUAAGAUUUGUGUAUGGGAUGUGUCAUCUAUGCCUCAAAGUAAAGUUCUUGAUUCAUUGAGCGUUUACAAGGCCCAUGACAGCAAUGUUGAACAUGUUGCUUGGCAUACUAAGAAUGAAAAUCUAUUUGGAUCUGUUGGUGAUGAUGGAAGGUUGAUGAUUUGGGAUUUGCGAUCUGAUAAGCCUCAACAAUCUGUCAUAGCUCAUGAAAAGGAGGUCAAUUACCUUUCUUUCAACUCAUUCAACGAAUGGGUUGUGGCAACAGCGUCUUCUGAUACCACCGUCGGACUGUUCGAUACCCGGAAACUGGAUACACCAUUGCAUAUUUUGGGCAGUCACACAGAAGAGGUUUUCCAGGUUGAAUGGGAUCCCAAUCAUGAGACUGUGUUGGCAUCAUCUUCCGAUGACAGGAGGCUGAUGGUUUGGGACCUUAACAGAGUUGGCGAAGAGCAGUCGGAAGGAGAAGCACCGGAUGGGCCUGCAGAACUGCUGUUCUCUCAUGGAGGACAUAAAGCUAGGAUAUCAGAUUUCUGUUGGAACAAGAAUGAGCCUUGGAUGAUUUCAAGCGUGGCCGAUGACAACACACUACAGAUCUGGCAAAUGGCUGAGAGUAUAUACCGUGAUGAGGAUGAUUUACCGGCUGAAUGAGCUUCCUACUCAUCGCAUUCGUAAUGCUUAGGAUGUCUAGAUUAAGUUGUUUCUACAGAGGAUUUGUCUUUUAACUCUCAAGUGACAUUGAUGAUGAACAUCAAGAUUGACAAUCUUAGUUAAUAGUCAUAUCUUAAUACAAAGGAUUGAUUCGAAUA